Zasmidium cellare ATCC 36951 is the source of this 1362-nucleotide messenger RNA. RefSeq lists its product as uncharacterized. The record is from RefSeq and is a predicted model, not a curated record. Gene Ontology annotation, cellular component: nucleotide-excision repair complex; Cul4A-RING E3 ubiquitin ligase complex. Gene Ontology annotation, biological process: protein polyubiquitination; transcription-coupled nucleotide-excision repair; proteasome-mediated ubiquitin-dependent protein catabolic process. Gene Ontology annotation, molecular function: protein binding. NCBI's taxonomy places the organism in Eukaryota, Fungi, Ascomycota, Dothideomycetes, Mycosphaerellales, Mycosphaerellaceae. The transcript has 2 exons. Bases 1 to 1362 code for a protein of 453 amino acids.
AUGAACUCGUUUCUGUUGAAUCGCCAGCUGGGUAGCAUAAGCCCACGGGAAUUGGCCAACGCCCAGAACAACCGCCUUCUCAAAGCGCUACAAUCUGCCUCCAACGUCAACUUCGCGCUCCAAGAACCCGACGGCUCUCGAAAUGACGCUCAUACCAGAGACUUGGCGCAUGCUUCAGGCGUCAGCAGCAUAGCCAUCGAUCGAUUCGAAGGCAGAUACCUUAUAUCUGGUGGAGCAGAGUCGUCUUUGGCCGUAUGGGACCUCGAAAGUGCGACUGAGGCUGACGAUGGCUCCAUACUCCAUCUGCCACUUGAUGUCUCUGCGAGAACAUCCACAAGCCAGAGCUUAGGCAUAACGCACAUCUCGUUCUACCCCUUCGACUCCUUGGCGCUACUUACUAGCGGUUACGAUCACACUCUGAAGCUGUUCUCUUCCGAGACUUUGCAAGCCUCCGCAACGUUUGACAUUGCGUCAACAUUGUAUUCGCACGCGACAUCCACAGUCGCCACGCAUCUGUUGGUGGCGUGUGCAUCGCAACAUCCGGCUGUUCGACUCGUGGACUUGCGAUCAGGCGCCAGCACCCAUUCUCUUGCUGGUCAUUCAGGGUCGGUGCUCACCGUAGUCUGGCAUCCUAAGGACGAAAAUGUGCUGGCAAGCGGCGCCACGGAUGGGGUUGUGAGACUCUGGGAUGUGCGACGAAGUGCCAGUAGCUUGGGAGUGCUCGACAUGGAAGACAGCAUCGGUGUCGCUGGAUACGAUGGCAAAGGCACUGGAGCUCGACGACGUGAACGUGGCAAAUCACAUAACGGCGCAGUCAACGGCGUUGCGUGGGCAGAAGACGGCCGAUAUCUUGUGUCCAACGGCCAUGAUGAGCGCAUGCGUGUAUGGGACAUCACAACCGGGGCGAAUACUCUUGCCAGCUUCGGACCCGGGCUGAAGAAUGCCACGACAACGAUAAUGCUCCCUUUGAUCGCACCCAGCCACCUGUCACCAGCAGGACAAGAGACAGUCUUCUACCCGAACCCCAAAGAGAUCUUGGCCUUCGACAUGCAUUCUGGGACGCUGCAAAACCGCCUUCGUGUGCGUGGUCUACCAGGAUUUCAAUCAGAUUCCAAUGCUCGAAAUCCAAAGAACAGGACGACUUCUCUGGCAUGGCGAGCCCACCAUGUUGAAAUGUACUCGGCGCACGGGGAUGGCACAAUUAGAUGCUGGAAGCCGAGGACGAGAGAAGACAUCAUAACGGAGCAGGAAGAAUCUGCCGAUCCCGUCGAAGACCCAGAUGCAGCGGAGCGGAAACGAAAGCGCGAGGAAUUUGAAGAUAUGGUUGAGGACUUGACGUCGAAGCGGAUAACGUUCACAUAA